This is a messenger RNA of Octopus bimaculoides (California two-spot octopus), 693 nucleotides long. Its product is annotated as acid-sensing ion channel 2-like. Lineage: Eukaryota; Metazoa; Mollusca; Cephalopoda; Octopoda; Octopodidae. Gene Ontology annotation, cellular component: plasma membrane. The record is from RefSeq and is a predicted model, not a curated record. Gene Ontology annotation, biological process: sodium ion transmembrane transport. Gene Ontology annotation, molecular function: ligand-gated sodium channel activity.
ACAGUGACCCAGACAUCUUACGUAAGUGUAACUGCCUCCCACCUUGCACAUUCGCUCAAUAUCAAACUCAAAUUUCAUCAGCUCACUACCCUUCGAAUCUCUUCAACAAAAUAUUGAUGAACGUGUCAAGUUUCAUUGGACAACCCAGAGAACGCUUUUUGGAGGUGAGGCUUUUCUUCGAAACAUUGCUGUAUCACGAAAUAAUGCAGGUACCACAAUACACGCUGCUAAACAUCAUGGGAAUUGUCGGUGGUCAAAUGGGACUUUACCUUGGUGCCAGCAUCUUGACAAUUUCAGAACUGGCUGAAUUUAUCUGCAUCUUCAUUUUGUCAGCCACACAUCGUCUUCUGACAUGUAAACGACGCUUGGCACAUUGAUUGCUGAUUACGUCUCUGCGAAAGAGAAUGUGUUCGUCAACGCGUCUACACACAUAUAUAAUAAGGGUCAGUAAGCCGAAAUUUAGAACUCACUGUACUCUUCAAUGAAGUAUUGAAUGUUCCUUUGUCUUAAUGUUAUUAAGGUUAAAUCGUUCUUUUAUAUAACUUUAAAUAAAAGCAAACAAUAUUAUUAUUAUAUAUGCAUACAUACAUACAUACAUACACACAAACUCAAAUACACAAAUACUCUUUGGUGCAUCGUCAGACGAUGUAACCGAAAGUGAAUCAUGAAACGGCUGUUACCAUACAGAGCUAA